UCUAUCUCUGCGAUUAAAACCCUAAUUUUGCUCUCUCUUAACUUCUUCUCUCUCAGAAUUCAAAGCUCCCUCUUUCUCUCUCAUGGCGCCGGCUCAUGAAGAGAACCCUUAUGAAGGAGGCGGCGACGGGGGGUUUGGCAAGUUCCGUAAAAGACCCUUCCGCAAAACUCAGACGACUCCGUAUGAUCGUCCACCGACAGCACUGCGAAACCCUAACCGAAACAACGGUUGGUUCUCAAAGCUAGUCGAUCCGGCGCAGAGACUAAUCGCUUCCAGCGCUCACAAACUCUUCGGCUCGCUUUUCCUUAAACGCCUUCCAGCACCACCAGGACCAGCGGCAAGACCACCAACACCACAAGUAGUACAGGAAUUGAGGGAGCAUCACCAGGAAACAGCUCUCACUGUUGGAAAUGAAUACUCAGGCAAGCAAAAAGGAGUAGUUGGUGAAACUAUUAUCCAAAGUUCUGAUGGAGAUGGAUUAACUGAACUUGAGAAACUGCUGAAGCAAAAAACUUUCACCAGAUCAGAGAUAGAGCAUUUGACUGAACUCAUGCGUUCAAGAACUGUUGGUUCUUCUGUUGAGGAAGAAAGGAAGAGCACAGAAGUGAUUCCGUCAGAUCCAAUUUUACCUCGUGGACAAAGGGAAGAAUAUCCCAAAACUCCAGCAGUAGAAAAUGUGAUGGAUCUUGUUUCAACCCCAUUUGUUGCGAAGGUUACUUCAACUGUUUCUGUUGAUGAUGUUGCUUCCCCUGCUGAGCUUGCCAAGGCUUACAUGGGUAGCAGGUCUUCAAAGUUAUCACCAUUAAUGUUAGGCCUGCAAAGUUCUGCCCGGGAGGAUCCUACUUUACUGAGAAGUCAAAAUUUUGCUCAAAAAUCCCCUAUUAUGUCAAUUGUGCCAAGGGCUACUACCCUGACCAGGGUUCAUGAAAAUGGUUUUGUGACUCCAAGAUCUCAUGGCAGAUCAGCAAUAUAUAAUAUGGCUCGAACACCUUAUUCAAGAGUUCGUCCAGGCUCUGUACCCAAGGGUACCAGUGUUGCUGUUGAAGGUGUGCCAUCAUCUUCAACUCAGCAUGUAACUGAUCAUCAUAUGCUUUCUGGAUCUAAGCAAGGGUUAUUAAAACGUAGAAGUUCUGUAUUAGAUAAUGAUAUAGGAUCUUUUGGUCCUAUACGCAGAAUCCGUCACAAGUCUAAUCUUCUAUCUUCUAAUAGAUUGACCUCAUCUCAUUUGGGAAACCCUCUAUCUACAGAUAGGAGUGUAGUUGGUACUGAUGCUGCUCAACAACCCUCAUCUUCCAUGCAGAAGCCUAAUCUGCUGGGUGAAGCUAGGCAUACACAUUCAAAAUUAUCUGCAGAAACCGUAGAUGACACCAUGCCUGGUACCAGCAUUCCUCCUUUACCGUCAAAAUCUAGUGAGAUGGCUUCAAAAAUACUUCAGCAGCUUGAUAAGUUGGUUUCUCCUAAAGAAAAAUCCCCAACAAAAUUGUCUUCAUCCAUGCUACGAGGGCAGGCUCUUCGAAGUAUGGAGACAGUAGAUUCAUCAAAAUUCCUGGAUAACAUUAGGGGUAAUCAAUUGGAUGACACACUUAAAAAUAUGUCUGCUGGUGCUCCAAGGUUAAAAUCAAAAAUAGAUGAAACUGAAAAUGGUUCUUCAAUUCUGGUUGCUCCUACUGAUGCUACGGUUGAUGCAAAUGCUACAGUCCCAAGGAAGCAAGAUAUUUCUAUUUUAAAAUCUGGAGAUUCCUCUGGAAAAAAAGCAGGGUAUCAUCCUCCACAGAAAAAGAGGGCAUUCCAUAUGAGUGCACCUGAGGAUUACCUGGAGCUGGAUGACGAUGCCAGUCCUAAUGGAGCUGUGUCUCCUUUCUCUACUUCGGGUAAAGAAACAUCAGUCUCCACUGCUUUGGCUGAUAAAACUGCCUCUUCUAUUGAACCAACUGUACUGGAGAAGCCCCCGGGUUCAUCUGUGCUGGUUCCGUCCAAAAUUUUUACUGUAGAUGGUAAACCUCACGUUAGGACAGCUGAUGGGUCUACUGUUGAAGAGAAGGUUGAUGUAUCAUCCUAUAUAACUUCAUCUGUCUCUGAUCCUAUUGUUAAGCCAACUACAGGUGCAACUACAGUAGCUUCUAACACAAGUUUAGGCUCUAACAAGUCCACUACACCCAAUGGAUCGGUUGCUAAUUCUCCCAUGUUUAACUUUGGGAAUAAAGUUGUUCCAUCAACUGAGCUGGCAGCUGCUGUUGCUCCAUCAAAGGACUCUACUAAGCCUAGUCCACUAUUUGGUUUAGAGAAGGAUGUAUCGUCAAAAGAGCCAGGUACUGAGGCUCCUUUGGUUAAUUCUGGCUUCAACAAAAUUGUUGACAAGGUUCCCCAAGUACCAUUUACUUUCUCCUCAUCUGGUGGUGAAUCUACUGUGUUUAAAUUUGGCUCUUCUUCUGACUCAAAGCCAAAAAGCUUGAUCAGCUCAAGUCCUGUUGAUUCAAUGCCAAAACUUGAACUAGAAAAUGCUGGUGCUAAGUCUAAUAAUAUAUUCACUGGUUUCACCGCCAAGUCGUCUGAACCAGCUGUUUCUUCAGCAUUGAUGCCAUCAUCUACAAAUAUAUUUACUUUUGGCAACAGUUCAAAUCUAAAUGUUGGAUCUGCUGCUUCAAGCCCCUCUCCAUUUUCCCCUGUUGUUACAAACAAUCUUACAGAUCAAAAUAUAUUUAGUAGCUCAUCACUUGCAGCAAGCAACAGCAGCAGUAGUGCCACUGUAACCUCCACUAGCCCUGGCACUACAAGUAGCACUCCUGCCAUAGUUGCAGUGACUAAUAACAGUUCCUCCUCCCAAGUGUCAUCUUUAUCUCCCAUAACUUCAGUUUUCAAAUUUGGAUCUACACCUUUACCAUCAACAAGUUUACCUGUAUCAUCUUCUGGCUCAGAACCACUAGAAAACAAGAACAGCAUUUUUGGGAGCUCUGCUGCUGCAGUUGGAAUCACAGGGAGUGGCAUUAUUGGCUUUAAUUCAUCAGUAGCGACUACUGGAAGUAGCCAGUCUCUGGGUUCUGUCAUGGGCACUACAAGUGGGUCUAUUCCUGGUAGUCUGGGAUCUUCUUUUACCAGUGUGUUUGCAACUUCUUCUGAGAGUCAGUCAGUAGCAUUUAGUUCAUCUGCAUCAGCCCCAUUAUUUGGGUUGACUGGGAGCACAGAUUUUGCUUCAGGUAGUUCUUUGUUUUCCUCUAGUUCCGCGACAGACAUUUUCAAAGCGGGUACAACUUCAGGGCAGAUUACCCCUGCUGCUUCAGAAGCCAAUGCUGUUAGCUCCAGUAGUGGCACAAGUUCUACUGUGUUUGGGCUUUCAAGUUGGCCGCCCAACAAGUCUCUAUUUGGCUCUUCAUUUAGUUCAACAUCUUCACCUUCCUCUGGGUUUUCCUUUGGUUCAUCUUUUAGUUCAUCAUCUUCAUCUACCCCUGGGUUUUCCUUUGGAUCAUCCACACCUAGUAUUGCUUCUACCAGUUCUCCCAUGAUGUUUGGAUCCUCUGCUGUUGCAUCAACUCCUCAGUUUUCAUUCACUUCUGCUACAGCUACUACCAACACCCAGCCUGCUUUUGGAAGUUCUAGUCCUGUAUUCUCAUUUGGUUCAGCUCCUGUUAAUAACGAUCAGAUGAACAUGGAGGACAGUAUGGCCGAGGACACAGUUCAAGCAACUCCACCAGCAAAUCAACCUGCAACUCCUGUGUUUGGCCAACAACCUGCCCCACUUCAAUCAAAUUUUGCAUUUGGAGCAUCAACUCCAACAGGGGCUACUCCUUUCCAGUUUGGGAGUCAACAGAACAUCACCCCCCAGAAUCCAUCUCCAUUUCAAGCUUCUGGAAGUCUCGAAUUUAAUGCUGGUGGGAGUUUCUCAUUGGGCACUGGUGGGGGUGACAAGUCUAAUCGAAAAUAUGUGAAAGUUAAGCAUAGGCCGCAGCGGAAGAAGUAAGACUAUUUGUUGAUGAAAAUGGUUUUUUCUGUCGCUGCUGCAGGCUUUAUUAAUGCUACAAAUUAAUAAGCUCUAAGGCAAGUGAUCUCUGAAUUUCUGUCCAGGUAGGAGGAAUCCAGAUAAGUGACGUUAUUGAAAGUAAAUCAGGUGCAAUGUUGUCAAUCUCAUUUGUCUUGCUUCUUGUUGGGUGCAAGACAAUUUUUCACAAUUUUGUAAUACUAUGAUAUGGUUGAACAUAAUCUGUGCUCUACUUGUAAUGGUUUUAGGUCAUAGUACUAAAUCAAAGAUUUGGUCAGUUAUGUUCACAAAAUCCCUGUAUUCUCGUUACUUGUAUCAUAGCCAGAAAUAGGCAUGAAUUUAUGGCUUAGCUGGUUCUGAAAUAACUUACAAUUCAAGUGAGUAAGCUUUGAAUGAUUAUUAGCUAGCUAGUAGGUCUUUUAUUUUUUCCAUUUAUUUGAGCAUCAAGUUUUGUUUGUCCACUGACAACGAAGUCGUGGUUUCUUUUGGGCUAUUCCAUCAAUGUGGCAUUUCUUGUCAAAUUUUUGGUGCUUAAAGAGUUAAAUAUAUCUUUCAGCUAUUCCUAA
Molecule: messenger RNA, 4539 nt
Organism: Vigna radiata var. radiata (mung bean)
Lineage: Eukaryota; Viridiplantae; Streptophyta; Magnoliopsida; Fabales; Fabaceae
Product: nuclear pore complex protein NUP1
Exons: 9
Coding region: 83-3955 (1290 amino acids)
Biological process (GO): nuclear membrane organization; poly(A)+ mRNA export from nucleus
Cellular component (GO): nuclear envelope
Source: RefSeq, a predicted model, not a curated record